CAAUUUUAGGUAAUAUACUUAUUAAUUAGAUACAGUUAAGCAUUGAAAAAAAUGUAUUUCAGUACAAUUACAAUACCUACAAGGUUGGUGUCACUGACCACUGUCAAAACUUCAAAAGCUUGCUUUGAGUUACGCAAAUUCUUGGUAGGAUUUAGUAAUAUAUUUACUUCCCGAUUAAGCUGUAGUUUUGUAUUACUAUAUUACACUUUUUAAUGACCUAAUAUUAUCCCUAUGUGUGUAUGCAUAUUGUAAUGAGACAAUCUCUAAGAAAGUCUGUAGAAAAUAAGUGUCUUCAACUCCAGUUAGCAACUUAGUACAGUACAUGGAUGUGUAUUGAACGAGACACUGGCUGAUUGUUUUUUUGCUUUUGAUGUGUAUGUGUCAAAGUUGUUGUACUUAUAAUAUUAUUGUGUGGGGUUUACUGUUUUUGUUGUGCUUGUUAGUUUUUUGUGUGUGUUUGUGUUACAGUGUUUGUGUGUGUUGUGGUGUGUUGUGUGGUGUUAUAAGCUGUUUGAGUUGUGUGGUUGCGUGGCUCGCUUGUACGUCUGGCAGCGGUGUUUGUUUCGGGAGUGACGGCGAGUCACGAACUGAACGCGUCCUACUCCUGUUUACAUUAGCUACAGGCUCAGAAGGGGGUCUCACUGUGCCUCUCAGUACACUACAAACUUCAGCCAGAAACAGCAUACAGAGAGGUCACGGUGGUCAUUCACCGUCCCUGCUCACCUCUUAAUCCUUCUCACUGUCUACAUAUCAUUAAUAAUGCCACGAGUGAAGAGCGAUGUAUGGAAGCAUUUCACUGAAGUGAAUAAAAAAGGAAAAACUGUUUAUCUCUGUAAGCAUUGUUCAGCACAGUAUACUAAAAAUGCUACAAAGCAAGCAGCACAUUUAGAGAAAUGUUUCAUAAAGAAACAAAGAAGCCAAGUUAGCCAACCUGAUUCCCAUGUCGAGUGUGCAUCAGCAGCCCAGCAACCAACAGUAGGCUUACCAGUAGCAAAAUCUGAUCAAUGCAGCGAUUCCAGCACUUCAUCAUUUGGUAAAUAUCAAGGAAAUGUGAAAGGAUUCUUUGACAUAAUGAGCAGUAAUGAAAAACAAAAACUGGAUGAAAGUCUAGCAAGAGCAAUUUAUGCAUCUGGUUCACCACUUAUGCUAACAGAAAACGUCUACUGGAGAAAGUUUUUCAGAGAAAUGCGCCCAUCAUACAAGCUUCCUGUAAGACAUGCUUUAAGUUCUCAUCUUCUAGAUUCAGAAUAUAAGCGUGUUCAAGAUAGAGUAACAGCAGUGAUUCGUGAUGCGGACUGUCUUUCUGUAGUAUUAGAUGGCUGGUCAAAUGUGCGGGGAGAAUCAAUAAUUAAUUACAUAAUAUCAACUCCUCAACCAGUUUUCCUCAGAAGCACUGACACCAAAGAUAAACAACACACAAAAGAGUACAUUGCUAGUGAAAUUAUUUCUGUUAUUGAACAAGUCGGCAGUCAAAAGGUAUUUGCAGUAGUUACAGACAAUGCAGCCAACAUGAAAGCUGCUUGGAAGCUUAUCAGUGAAAAUUUUCCUCACAUAACAGGAAUUGGUUGUGCUGCACACACCCUUAACCUUCUCCUUUCUGAUGUAAUGAAACUGAAGACUAUGGACAACUUGGAUAAACAAGCCAAAAGGAUCAUCAAGUAUGUCAAGCACAAACAAACAGUACUGGCCACUUUCUCCUCUAAGCAAAAACUCAAAAGCAAAAACUCAUCUCUUAAACUUCCUAGUAAAACAAGGUGGGGAGGCAUAGUCCUGAUGUUGAACAGUCUAAUUGAAGGGAAAGAGGCCUUGCAGGAGUUGGUCAUCAUGGAAAGUCUCAGUGUAGAUAAGGACAUACGCAAGUUGAUUUUAGACAACAAAGUUUUCUGGGUGCGUGUAAGUAGCUCACUGGCCAUUCUAGAGCCUAUUGCCUCUGCUAUCCAGGAAAUAGAAAAAGAUGAUGCAGUGCUCUCAGAUGUACCACGUCUCUUUGCUGGAUUGAAGCAGAAAAUAACUGUAGCUCUUCCUUCAUCACCUUUACUCCAGUCAGAAGAGGUAUCUGUGACAACAUAUAUUGAGAACCGAAUGCAGUUUUGCAUAAAGCCAAUACAUGCAGCAGCAAACAUCCUUGAUCCUGUGCGCCAAGGACAAGACAUUGAUGAAGAACAAGUUGGCAGUGCAUAUUCUGUCAUAUCAGCUAUGGCCAUUCAUAUGAAUCUUGAUGUUGGUGAAGUGAUGGGAAGUCUGGCAAAAUUUCGUGCCAAAGAUGGUAUUUGGAAAUCAGAUGGUGUCUGGAAGUCAGCUGAUCAUGUUUCAAAAGCAACUUGGUGGAAAGGGCUCUGCAGCUCAGAACCAGUGUCAUCAAUAGCAAGUAUUCUCUCACAGAUACCGCCAACAUCCGCUUCGUCAGAAAGAAACUGGUCUAUGUAUGGAAAUACACACACAAAGCUGCGAAACAGGCUUACCAAUGAUCGAGUUGAAAAGUUGGUGGCCAUUCGUUCUAAUCUCAAACUGUUUGAAGAUGACAUAGGCGAGGAUAAUUUAACCAUCUGCACCAGUGAAAUGGAUUCAGACAGUGAAGUGAUGGAAGAUUCAGUGUUAUCUGAUUCAGAGGAAGCAUAAGUUACCAAAUAACAAAGUGAGAAAUAAAUAUAGUGAAAAAUUGAGACAAUCUGCUCUUUUGUUUUAACUUGUAUGGCAUAGCCAGUGAUUAUUAAUGAUAAGUUUUGCUUUCUUAUUCUGCUUACAUAUUACUUUAAGGUACCAGUUUUGAGUAAAAUUUUAGUUUACA
Molecule: messenger RNA, 2788 nt
Organism: Portunus trituberculatus (swimming crab)
Lineage: Eukaryota; Metazoa; Arthropoda; Malacostraca; Decapoda; Portunidae
Exons: 2
Coding region: 760-2619 (619 amino acids)
Molecular function (GO): protein dimerization activity
Source: RefSeq, a predicted model, not a curated record